AGUCACCAUCCCUGGAGAUGUUUAAAAGACCAGUGGAAAAGGUGCUCAAAGAUGUGGUUUAGUAGUAGACAGGUAUGGUUGGACUCAAUGACCUCAAAGGUCUUUUCUAACCAGAAGAUUCUAUGAUUACCCACCUAUCUGAGCAUCUCAUCUGGGCCGAUCCCCCUGGGACUUCCAGCUCCACCUCCAGAAGGUGUAAAGCUCUGUGGGAAUGCCAGCACACGAGCAACUGAUCUCUGUGUAUUGAGGAUUGCUGUUACAGGAUUGUAGAGUUGUUUAGGUUGGAAAAGAUAAUUGAGUCCAAGGCACCACUAAACCAUGUCCCGAAGUGCCACAUCUGAGCACCUCCAGGGAUGGUGACUCCACCACUUCCCUGGGCAGCUGUUCCAGUGCCCAAUAACCCUUUCAGGGAACACCUUAUUCCUAAUUUUCAAUCUAAACCUCCCCUGGUGCCACCUGGGGCCACUUCCUCUCAUCCUAUCACUUCUUACAUGGCAGAAGAGACCAGCGCCCACCUCACCACAACCUCCUCUCAGGUUGUAAAGGCCCAUUGAAAGGAGCCAGAGGACCUCACAGCCAUAACUUAGGAGGAGGUGAGCACUGAAAUGCCGCCAGCCCUGGAAGCAGCUUGGGAAGAAGGAGAGCUGUGGCUCUGGCCAUCAGAUUUAAGCUAACGUGCAGCAGGCUCCAGGUUCUUUGGAUGUUUGGAAAAUAGAUUUCUUUCCCCCCAAAGAUUUCUAGAAAAUUAGUCUCAAGUUUUACUAGUGGUGCUGGAAUUGCACAGAGGCUUUUAGAGGCAGGAUCCAAAGGGAUGUGUCUGUCCGUGGAGGUGUGGUGUGAGCUGUGCAUCACACUCCAACUCCUACUCGGGAGUGAGGAAGCCCUGGAAGUUGGUGUGAAUGAUCUUCUCUUGUGACUACACCAGGGCUUGACCCCUUCCCUCAACUGCAGACUCAUCUCCCGUGAUCCUGUGACAAAGGUGGUGCUGCUGGAGCGCAAGUGGGAAGGUGAUGUCAUGGGAAGGGGAAAAUCCAGAGGUCGCAGAGAGUGGAGGAGCGUGGGCGCUGCCGUGGGCAGUGAUGGGUGCUGUGUUUCCUUGUGAGUCAGCCCGAUGGGGUUGAUGUUUCACCGGGAGCACCGAGAUGUGGAGACCGAUCGGGAGCUGAUUCCAUCAAGGGAUCUGCAUCCCUGUGGUGGGACCGCUGUUGGGUGUCUCUGCAGAGAUGUUACCUACUGCUGCCCUGCCUCUUUCAAAAAGGCCCCUGGGGUGCUUGGAAGGGGUUUAUCCUGAAUCCUCCCAUGCUGAUUUAAUAGUUGGAAAUCAUAGAAUCACCAGGUUGGAAAAGACCUCUUGGAUCAAGUCCAACCAUUCCUAUCUGCCACUAAACCAUGUCCCUGAGCACCUCGUCUACCCUUCUUCUAAAUACCUCCAGGGAUGAUGACUCCAUCCCCUCCCUGGACUGCUGUUCCAGUGUCUGGUGACCCUUCGUGUGAAAUAUCUUUUCCUGAUAUCCAGUCUGACCCUCCCCUGCGCAGCUUGAGGCCAUUCCCCCUUGUCCUGUCCCCUGUCACUUGGGAGAAGAGCCCAGCUCCCUCCUCUCCACAACCUCUUCUCAGGUAGUUGUAGAGAGCAAUAAGGUCUCCCCCUCGGCCUUCUCUUCUCCAGGCUAAACAACCCCAAGAGAUGUUGCAAACGUCCCAAGAGAAGUUGCAACGCAUCCCUUAGCUCUGGCAACCUACAGAGAGCUGGUGAGAGGUGCGGGAAGGCUGCCCGAGCGUGGAGGAGCUGCAGGUGCCCCUGGCUUUGCAGCCGCGCCAGUGGAGGUUAAUGAUUCAGAGAUCCUGGUGUAAAUCAUUGCCAGCGCAGCGUAGGGCUGCAGCGUAACGUCCCUGCCACAAACCCAUCACAAUGGUUUGCAAGUGAAAUCUGGGCUGGCUGAUAUCUAUUUGCAAAAUGCCUUGGCGAAUAACAUGGAGAUGGGAGUUCAUUUGUGUAAAUAAGAGCUCGCUGCCUGUCUGGAGAGGGGUCCGCAUGCAUGCUAGCAGGACUGCAGCCCCUCAACCCCAAGCGAUGCUGUAAGCUACGGGCAGCCUGGCCAGCCAGCAGCAGCAGCAAUGGCCCAUUCUCGGACCAACGGCUCGCACUACGCCCUGACAGCGAUAGGGCUUGGGAUGCUCGUCCUUGGCAUCAUCAUGGCUGUCUGGAAUCUCGUCCCUGGCUUUGGACCCACCGACAAACCCAGCACCCACGCUGGGAACAGCAGCAAGCCCGACCGUGGCACCGGAGGUAUUAUGAAAAGCAAGACCUUCUCGGUGUCAUAUGUGUUAGUGGGAGCGGGUGUGCUGCUGCUGCUGCUCUCCAUCUGCUUGAAUAUCCGGGACAAGAAGAGGCAAAGUGAAGAUAUUGUUCACGUGCAUCACCAGGCACCCGCAGAGCCCUCACAACAGGAGGACAGUCAAGAAGAGGACGAAGAUGUGUCUUCCCAGUACUACGUCCCCAGCUACGAGGAGGUGAUGAACACUGGCUACUCUGAGCCCAGAGACUCAGACAGGAGCAACAGGAUCAGUGUCUCCCUGCCCUCCUACGAGUCGUUGACAGGGCUCGAUGAAAGCACCCAGGUGCCAGGAGCUGCCAGUGUAGAGCCCGGCUCGGAGCGGGAGCCCGGUCGGCAGAACUCGCGGCUGAGCAAGCACUUGAAGCCACUGAAGGUGCGGAGGAUCAAGUCCGAGAAGCUGCACUUGAAGGACAUUAGGCUAAACCUCGCGCAGGGGAAUAGCACUGUUCCUAUCACGAUAGAGCCGCUGACCCCUCCACCCAAGUACGAGGAGAUCCAGGAGAAAGUACAAGAGAGCCAGCAAAUUACUUAAAAAAUGAGGAAUCUGUGAUGCUGCUGGGUUUGGGGUUUUUUUGUUCUUUUUUGUUAAAAAACAAAAACCACGUGAAGAAGAGCUUGGUCAGUGGGCACAGAAGGGUCAGGGCUCCCUGGGAGCUGCGAUGUGGAGGACGCGAUGGAUGCUUAGUGCUGCGGCACAGGGACAGGACAAGCUUUCCCCGGGAUGAGGCUUUACAAAAGACCAUGGGGAAGGAACCUGAAUGCCAGUAGUUUUGCUGCUCUGAAGUAAAUGAAGGCUUGAAGUACUGAAAGUGUGAUUUAUGGUCUUUUACGUAAGAACCACCCAAUGCAUCUUUUGCCCCCCUCUGCCCCUUGCACCAGCAAGGCUCUUCCAAGCCACCAAAUUGAUAUGGAAUAGGGAUUUUCCAAGUGGAAAAGGGCAGCACUCCUUUUCCUUUGUGCCUUUUCUUUCUGAGUAAGGGAAACUGCAUUGCCAGAGUAGCUCUGCAGUUUUUUCCUGCUCCUCUCUGGGGCUGGGAUGGUGGCCCAGAGCCAGCCCGGACUCCUGCCAAGCUCUCUGCUUGCUGGUGGGAAGUGGAAACAGGCUCUGUGCUCCUCAGGAAGAGGAUGGAUUCCUUGCUUCGGUUAUUUUCUCUGUGGUUUAUGCUCUAGUGUGAAGGAAUAGUCUGUUUGGGGCCAGGGGGUAAAUCCAGGGAGUCAGCAGUGGUGCACUCUGCUCCCAGGAGGUGUGCAGGGUGACACGGCUGCAGAGCGUGCUGUGCGAGCAGACCUGUUCCAAAUAAACGUUUUGUACAUUGUGUUUGUGUGUGUGUGUGUGCACUCGUGCGCAGGUGGCCCUUCCCAAGAUUUGCAAGCUGGAACGGUCUGAAAUCAGUCGGCUGUUUUAGGGCAGAUGCUGCUCCACGGGCAUCCCAGCCAUGCGCCGCCUCCUGGGCUUCCAGCAAAGAGAUUGAUGACAACGUUGAUUGCAUAUACAACCCCUCAUAGGGUCUUGGUUUUGAUGGUGUGGGGAGAGAGCAGAAUCUGCCAUGAAUUUGUAGCAGAUACCGGUGUGGCCAAUCUGCCCUCUGCCUCUGGGCUGCUGGUAUGGAUGCCUCUGUGUUGGUAUGACGUGAAUAUUGAUGUAGUUAUGGACCGUUCAGCAGAGGUUGACUUGGCAGUGUGGUUGAUAGAAGACAUGAGAAGCAGGCAAGUGACCAAAACAAAGAGAAAGAAGAAUCAUAGAAUAGUUUGGGUUGGGAGGGACCUCAAAGCCCAUCCAGUUCCACUCCCUGCCAUGGGCAGGGACACCUUCCACUGGAUCAGGGGCUCCAAACCCCAUCCGACCUGCCCUUGAACACCUCCAGGGAUAGGGCAGCCACCGCUGCUCUGGGCAACUUGUUCCCAUGUCUCACCACAUAAGAAAUGUUGGUCCAAAUCCAUAUCACAAUUUCUCGUUAGCUAUUAUUUCAUGUUGCGUCUCGUAAUUUCUGUUGUUGCAUCACAAGAAUUUCAGUUUGUGCCCCAAGUUAUAGGGCAAAAUAACAUCAUUGCGUAAAGGUCUCCCUUACUGAAG
Molecule: messenger RNA, 4410 nt
Organism: Cuculus canorus (common cuckoo)
Lineage: Eukaryota; Metazoa; Chordata; Aves; Cuculiformes; Cuculidae
Gene: TMEM51
Product: transmembrane protein 51
Exons: 4
Coding region: 2116-2868 (250 amino acids)
Source: RefSeq, a predicted model, not a curated record